This is a messenger RNA of Peromyscus californicus insignis, 1712 nucleotides long. It is a transcript of the gene Nkx6-3, whose product is annotated as NK6 homeobox 3. NCBI's taxonomy places the organism in Eukaryota, Metazoa, Chordata, Mammalia, Rodentia, Cricetidae. Gene Ontology annotation, cellular component: nucleus. Gene Ontology annotation, biological process: regulation of transcription by RNA polymerase II; cell differentiation. The record is from RefSeq and is a predicted model, not a curated record. Gene Ontology annotation, molecular function: RNA polymerase II cis-regulatory region sequence-specific DNA binding; DNA-binding transcription factor activity, RNA polymerase II-specific. The transcript has 3 exons. The coding region runs from base 1 to 789 and encodes 262 amino acids.
AUGGAGUCCAACCUGCAGGGGACAUUCCUCCUGAACAACACACAGCUGGCCCAGUUCUCGGAAAUGAAGGCUCCCAUGUGCCAGUACUCGGUGCAGAACUCCUUCUACAAGCUCAGUCCUCCGGGACUCGGCCCCCAGCUGGCCGCUGGGACGCCCCACGGGAUCACUGACAUCCUGAGCAGGCCGGUAGCCACUCCAAACAGCAGCCUCCUCUCUGGCUACCCCCACGUGGCAGGCUUCGGUGGACUCGGCUCCCAGGGGGUCUACUAUGGCCCCCAAGUGGGGAGUUUUUCCAAGGCUGGGAAUGAGUACCCCACCCGGACCCGGAACUGCUGGGCGGACACAGGCCAGGACUGGCGAGGCGGCGCUCGGCCCUGCAGCAACCCCCCAGACCCCCUGAGUGACACCAUCCACAAGAAAAAGCACACUCGCCCUACCUUCACGGGCCACCAGAUCUUUGCUCUGGAGAAAACCUUUGAACAGACCAAGUACUUGGCUGGCCCGGAAAGGGCGAGGCUAGCAUACUCCCUGGGCAUGACGGAGUCCCAGGUCAAGGUGUGGUUCCAGAACCGCCGUACCAAGUGGAGGAAGAAGAGCGCCUUGGAGCCCUCAUCCUCCACGCCCCGGGCCCCGGGCGGUGCGGGCGGGGACCGCGCGGCCUCGGAGAACGAGGACGAUGAGUACAACAAGCCGCUGGACCCGGACUCGGACGACGAGAAGAUCCGCCUGCUGUUGCGCAAGCACCGGGCCGCCUUCUCGGUGCUCAGCCUGGGCGCGCACAGCGUCUGACCCCGGGCCCGCCGCGCAGGCCGGCCUUCCCCUCCCCUUUCCGCGCAGCUAGCUGAGGGCUGGGGGCAGAGAAGAGGAGCGCAGGGGGAGGGGGAGGAAAAGAGGAAGGAAAGAGAAAGAGGAGGAGGAGGAGGAGGAGGAUGAAGCGAGAGGCAAGGAAGGGAAGGAGGAGAGGGAUGAUGGUGAGCGCAUCAAGGGAGGAGAUGGCACAUCUUUCUGCCAUGUCUCCCCUCUGGGCCCCUUGCCUGGUCAGUCCUGCGAGAAAGUGAGCAGGCUUUUUGCUGCAGGGAACCUGGCUGUGGGGCUCUCCAGAUGCGUUGCUUUCCCCCCGAGGGAACAGCCGGUUAGGGAGUCAACAGGUACUGCGCCCAGUUGGCGGCUGUGACUGCAGAGCCGAAGAUGGAGCCUGAGGUCCCGGUGUGCUUCCGAGUGCUCCCACUUGUGGGGGCCAGGAGGAAACCCACCUCUGUGAGGGGAGUGGGUUCUGAAAACAGAGACUCUCGUAAAGCUGAGUUUCAGAACCCUGGUGGCUUCCCACUGCACUUUACUCUGAAUGUAGAUCCCUCUGGAACAAGGAAGACAUUGACUGGAAAAGGGAAGUGGGGGAAAGAAGCAGAUGAGAAAACCCUGAGGUUUCGUUGUCCCUGGGAGACACCCAUCAAGGCAUUCCUGGGUACCCAAGGACAUCAGAGCUUGGGGGCACCUUAGCAGGAAGGAGAAAAGGGCUCUGAAAGCCACACUCCUCCAACAGGGGCACCAGAUGGGGAGAAGCCCAGGCAGGAUGAGGGGCUGAGGACUGUUGGGUACCUAUUGCAUAUCCUCUCCUGGACCAUCCUGUAGCCUGGCCCUGUACCGGCCCUGUCUUCUGCUCUGGGUAUGUUGCGCUCCAGGGAGAGGGUGGGCUGACCAUAGAGGAGCGCAGC